UCCAGGCCAGGAUCAAGCCCACCGAUUAUUACCCCAUGGUCCUAGUCCAUGUGGGUACUAAUGAUGCGGCCAGGAGAACCCCCGAUCACCUGAUGGCGGACUACAGUGCUCUGGGUGGCGUGCUGAAGUAGUUCGGUGCACAGGUGGUUUUCUCUUCCAUCCUACCAGUGACCGGAUGAGGAAGACGGCAGGAGAACUGCAUCAGAGAGACCAACUGGCGGCUUCGGCAGUGGUGUCUCGAGGCAGGCUUCGGCUUCCUGGACAAUGACCCGCACGACGAGCACGACGAGGGACAUGCUCAGCUGGGAUGGGCUUCACCUGUCCCCCAAAGGCCCAGGGACCGUGACAGAACCCCAACAGCCAGCAUCAGAGCCACUGAUGGAGAGCAUGGAAGUGCUGGACAAGCCAAACCCUAAUGACUCUACUGAGCCCAUGGAGCCUGUGGAACCGCGGUAUGAGCUUAUGGAAGUUAUGGAGCAGGAGUAUGAACCUAUGGUGGUCACUGAAGAGGAGUACAAACCUAUGGAGGUGACAAAGCACCUCUGUUAAAGAAGAUUUGUUGCAUGACUUGUUUUGAAUCCCUGUUCAAGACAAGGCUGAAGGCUGCCAUAUAUGCUGCA
Messenger RNA from Alligator mississippiensis (American alligator), 620 nucleotides. Its product is annotated as dystrophin-1-like. Bases 265 to 549 code for a protein of 94 amino acids. The transcript has 3 exons. NCBI's taxonomy places the organism in Eukaryota, Metazoa, Chordata, Crocodylia, Alligatoridae. The record is from RefSeq and is a predicted model, not a curated record.